UUUUACAGCGGAUGUAACAAAAGAAAAAGUUAAAAGCCAUCAAGCCUAUACAAGUUCUGGGAAUGAUGAAUCUGAUGUAUGAAAACACUACCUCAUAUCAUGGGUGAUUUGGACCGAAGUUUGACAUCUAUGGAUUGGUUGCCAAGAAUAAAUGUUCGAGGGUCUAUCAAUGGAGUUGAAACACCUGAUGGAAACCCUGUAUCCUGCGAAAGUGGAAGAGCUUGUCGCCAAAAAGAUGGAAAACCACCUUAUAGCUAUGCAACUUUAAUUUCUUAUGCGAUAAAUAGUUCUCCGUCGAAGAAAAUGACAUUAAAUGAAAUUUAUAAUUGGAUUUGUUCUAAUUUUCCAUACUAUAGAGAAGCAGGAGAUGGUUGGAAAAAUUCAAUAAGGCACAAUUUAUCACUGAACAAGUAUUUUCGCAAAGUUCCUCGUCCAAAAGAUGAUCCUGGAAAGGGUUCAUACUGGGCAAUAGAUCAUGCACCAUCAGAUGCCGAUGAUUGCCGUAGAAGAAAGUGUAGACAACGAGAAAAGGUAUUUCCGUAUAGUCCAGAUAGCAGCUCAAACACCAGUUUACCAAGUCCAGUUCAUUGCCAUCAAAUGGCGCCAGUUUGUUCCCAACCUAGUCAUCAAAUGACAGUUCACCUUAAUGCAGAAAGAACAAGUAUGUCCAAUUCUCACCCAGCAUUUCAUGACAUGGGUCAUUGUUCUGCACAUAUGAUGCCUUCAGAUACAGUGAGCAGUUGUUGUAAUCAAAAUCACAGUCAGCAGUUCAAUGGAAAUGCCUCUCAUCAACAAGUUCCCGAUAGGUUGACUGCUGCUAGCUUCAUGCAAAAUCUGGAUUGGCUAAGAGAAAAUGCGAAAAAUUCUUGCAAUGGCAGUUUACAUAAUGUUGAUGGAUCCCAGUAUCAAGCACAUGACAAAAUAUCGGCAGUUGAUUUCAUGCAAAGCUUGGACUGGUUGAGAGAAAGUGCUAAGAUGUCUGGGAAUGGCUGCUUACAAGACAUUGAUAUGUCUCACUUUCAAGUGAUGAUGGACAGUAUAAAGGCGCGAGAUCCUGCAAUGGCUUUACUUUCUGAGGAACAGCUGGCUGAUUUAAAUUCAUCUUUGAAUGCUUUAUUCUCACAUUCUGGUGUCAUGCAAUCAGUUCCUCCUUCUUCUACUUCUGGUAUGCCGCAAUCUUGUUAUAACAGUCCUUGUUCAGAUACCUAUUCUAGAGAUUCUUGCAUGCUCUCUUCUGUAAGGAGCUCGAACAAGUCACCUCAUGCAUUUUCAACUGAAAGUAGCAAUUUAUCUUAUCAUUCACAUUCUGAGACAAGUCCAGUACCAUUGCCUUCUCAUGUUUCUCUCAACUCUUCUGCAGUAAACACUCCUGCUUCUUGUGGUGGAGAUGAUAAUGAUGAAAUAGAAGAUGACUUUAAUUGGGAUAAAAUUUUGUAA
This is a messenger RNA of Uloborus diversus, 1437 nucleotides long. Its product is annotated as forkhead box protein J2-like. The coding region runs from base 79 to 1437 and encodes 452 amino acids. The transcript has 11 exons. Gene Ontology annotation, molecular function: DNA-binding transcription factor activity, RNA polymerase II-specific; RNA polymerase II cis-regulatory region sequence-specific DNA binding. NCBI's taxonomy places the organism in Eukaryota, Metazoa, Arthropoda, Arachnida, Araneae, Uloboridae. Gene Ontology annotation, biological process: regulation of transcription by RNA polymerase II. Gene Ontology annotation, cellular component: nucleus. The record is from RefSeq and is a predicted model, not a curated record.